AUGGUAAUUGGAGGUCUAGUUCGUCCAUAUGUUUGGAAGUCCAUUGGCAACGGUACUCAGACUAAUGUUUGGAGUGACAACGGGUGUUCAUGCAGUCCUAUUCGAAAUUUCAUUACUCCAAGGAUGAUAGCUCAUGAAGGGUUUACUUUGAAGACCACAGUUGCGGAACUCAUAGAUGGUAAUGGUAAUUGGAGAUGGCCGCAGGCAUGGUUGGAUUUAUUCCCGGUUCUAAUAAAUGUUUCAGUCCCUGUGAUCGCUCAGGAUGUGGAGGAUAGGUUUGGAUGGAAAAGUUUUGAUGGAAAAAUCGGUUAUUUUUCCUCUUGGGAUGCAUGGAAUAAUUUGCGGGUUAGGGAAAACAAGGUGGCAUGGGUAAACAUGGUGUGGUAUGGCCAAUGUAUACCAAGACACUCGUUUCAUCUUUGGUUGGUAAUAACAAACAAGCUGAAAACUCAAGAUAGAUUGGCGGUGUGGGAAGCGGGUAGUGAGACCAACUUAAUUCUUAUGUGUUGUCCCCUAUGUAAGUAUGGUCGAGACUCUAAAGAUCACCUCUUUUUUAAAUGCUCUUUUUCGGCUAAGGUCUGGAGCAUAGUUAAGAAAAAGGUCGAUAUGGGGAAUGUAAAUGAUUCGUGGAGUUCUAUAAUGACAUGGAUAGAUCAGCAUGCGAGCUCAAAGAGGCUGGAACAUAUCAUUUGCAAGCUGGUUGUAGCGGCAUCUACUUACUUCAUAUGGCAAGAACGGAAUAAUCGGCUGUUUUCACACUUGCAAAGGAGGGAAGAGACGGUAGCAAAACUGAUUCUUGAUAUGGUGCGGCUUCGGAUAAUGGGUUUCAAGGUCGGCGGAGAUAUAAACCAGAGAAAGCUCUUGGAAAGAUGGGAACUCAUGGAAGACGACCCCGGUUAA
This is a messenger RNA of Helianthus annuus (common sunflower), 900 nucleotides long. RefSeq lists its product as uncharacterized. The transcript has a single exon. The record is from RefSeq and is a predicted model, not a curated record. NCBI's taxonomy places the organism in Eukaryota, Viridiplantae, Streptophyta, Magnoliopsida, Asterales, Asteraceae. The coding region runs from base 1 to 900 and encodes 299 amino acids.